Mesocricetus auratus (golden hamster) is the source of this 5008-nucleotide messenger RNA. RefSeq names its product ubiquitin conjugating enzyme E2 K (gene Ube2k). Gene Ontology annotation, cellular component: nucleus. The coding region runs from base 198 to 830 and encodes 210 amino acids. The record is from RefSeq and is a predicted model, not a curated record. The transcript is spliced from 7 exons. Gene Ontology annotation, biological process: proteasome-mediated ubiquitin-dependent protein catabolic process; protein polyubiquitination. Gene Ontology annotation, molecular function: ubiquitin conjugating enzyme activity; protein binding. Lineage: Eukaryota; Metazoa; Chordata; Mammalia; Rodentia; Cricetidae.
CUCCCACCUCGGGUCCGAGCCUCCCGGGGAAAGGGGCGGAGGGGCAGGGAAGGACCGGCCAGGCCCAGACCCCGCUGACCGGCGCGGAAGCCGCACCCUCCUCGCCCCAGACGCCGGCAGGGCGGAGCCACGCGCCCGAGGCCCCGGCUGAGACGCGCGGCGCGGCGCGGCGCGGCGCGGGCUCGCUGCUGAGACGUAUGGGGCUACCACAGGAGCGGCUGCGCCGCCCGCCCGGGUCAGCGUGGUGCGCAUGCGCGGACCCGGCGCCAUUUUGGUGGCCGGGCGCGGAGACGAGCAAAAAUCAAAUUAAAGUAGAUCUUGUAGAUGAGAAUUUCACAGAAUUAAGAGGAGAAAUAGCAGGACCUCCAGACACACCAUAUGAAGGUGGAAGAUAUCAACUAGAGAUAAAAAUACCAGAAACAUACCCAUUUAAUCCCCCUAAGGUCCGGUUUAUCACUAAAAUAUGGCACCCUAAUAUUAGUUCCGUCACAGGCGCUAUUUGUUUGGAUAUCCUGAAAGAUCAAUGGGCGGCAGCAAUGACUCUACGCACGGUAUUAUUGUCAUUGCAAGCACUGUUGGCAGCUGCAGAACCAGAUGACCCCCAAGACGCAGUAGUAGCAAAUCAGUACAAACAAAAUCCUGAAAUGUUCAAGCAGACAGCUCGACUUUGGGCACAUGUGUAUGCUGGAGCACCAGUUUCUAGUCCAGAAUACACCAAAAAAAUAGAAAACCUGUGUGCUAUGGGCUUUGAUAGGAAUGCAGUAAUAGUGGCCUUGUCUUCAAAAUCAUGGGAUGUAGAGACUGCAACAGAACUGCUUCUGAGUAACUGAGGCCUGGGAGCUGCCGCCAGCCAAGCUCGCCUCUUCUUGAGGAACACCAACAUCUGUUAUUUUUAGGAUUCUGCAUAAAUUUCUUUUAAACUGGCAUUCUUGCCUAAUGAUGUUAUCUAGGCACCAUUGGAGACUGCAAAAAAAAAAAAUCCCUGCUCUGUAAAUAAAGCUAAUUAAACGUCUGUGUAAAUUUAAAAAGGGGAAAUACUUUAAUUUUUUCUUAAUAGUGUAAAAAUUCUUUGAGCUAAGCUAAAACCAUGGAGAAAACAUGCUACGUUAGUGUUUAGCAGUGUAACAAGACUAGCGAGUUUGCUUCAGGGUUCUGUUGAAUAACUAGGAUUAACACUGAGUGUCGCCCGCUCACACUGUCCUGUUGCAUCACAGCUACCUUAAGCGUUUGAACUUGGAUCCUCUGUGCCUGUGAAUUUACUUGCAUGCUUGUACUUGACUUCUUAGGAUGGGUAGCUGAAAAGACCACCCUUUUAAGUGUUAGGAGAUUCUUGAAUUUUGAGAUUUGUUCAGAUUUAAAGAUGAACUAAUCAGAGAUUUUUGGUCCCUGUGGAUAGGUAGGGACACUCUUAUUUUUUCCCUGUUACCAUCCAGAGCUAGGAUUCUCAUGGUGAAUUUCUCUGUGUUUGGUGGGAAACGUGCUGAGUAAGGGUCCCUUGUUCCAUUUUAGGUCAUAGGUUUGCAAUGUUUUGUCCGAGUUCUUCACUAUGUAAGUAAUAAUGUGAAAAGGGGGCUGCCGAUUCUGUUUCCCUUACAAAAGAAGUAAGCACUGAUGCUGCAGUAUUCCCAGAUUUAAUGAAAGGACCUUACUUAGUUUGUCAGUGAAAUUGAUGAAAUCUUUGGAAACUUGAAGGACGCAGGCAGCUGUUUUCAGUAGUGUCCAGUUUAACUGGAACUUUAUAAUUUGCUUUUACCCUUAUGCACCCUUAUGCACUCCCAUGUUGACACAUAAAAGCUGUACAUACUUCAGAUGCACAUAGGAAUAGGGAUGUGUUAUAAAUCUAGCUUUCUUUAUGAUGUUUCUAAUAAUGUGAGAAUUGAAACUUUCCCUUCUCUUGUACAUAGACUUCCUGUUCUUACUGACCGUCACAUCUCAUUCUAAGUUCCAAAGUUUGAAAACUCUUUGUUUUGAAAACUCAAACACAUAAUUUAACCAUCUUAAUAAGGUUCAUGUGAAUUUAUGUAGGCAGUUAUUACAUAGGAGGUAUAAUUAUGAAUUUUGAGGACCAAUGCAUAAAUAACAGAAAUGUAAUGGGAUCAGACUGAAUUAAAGUAAGGCUCUCUAUUGAAAGUCAUAUUCUAAAAGGUUUGUUUUCUUGAAGUGUUCUUCAUCUUAUAGUCAUAAAAUGUUUGGAAAGUACUUUUUGAACCUAUUAACUCAACAUAACUUCAUUUAACUUUUCAAUAAUCUUGAUACUACAAGCAAUAAAAGAACCAUUAGAUAUCUAACAUUAAAGAUGUGAAGGUUCUUCCAGCGGUGUGUAAGGCUUUCACAGUGCACAGCGACUCUUAGUGUUGCUGUUCCUGCACACUAAACUCAAGCUGCUAUGUUGUUCUCCAUGUUUGCGGUCCUGUUGCAGCCACAUCCUUUUAUUGCUGUAGUUUAUUUUCUAAAGAUGCCAAAGGAAACAAGUUUUGCUUUAUUUAUUUUAAAUAGCUAAAACCUUUGUACUUUUCUUUAUAUUCUGAGAUUAGAUGGGAUUGUAUGAAGUCAUGGGCAGUUGAGCUCCAUUAUUGACUAGAUUUUUUUUUUAGUGGAGGUGGCUUGGUAACACUAAUAUUUGGAUAUUUAAAAUACUCUUGGGGUUUACCCUUUGCCUGUAUUGUCAGGGAAUAUUGUCUGUUUAGACACAGAUGAGAAAUAACUCAGAUGACUAGAGUCAAGCAUUACCCAGUUUGCUCUUGGAGGCUUUUUUUUUUUUUUUUUUUUGGUCGAGUGUCUUCCCCCUACCCCAUACAGGCCUCAGACUGUUCCUAUAUGUACUAAACACUGAAGUGUCCCCAGCACCCAGGGAAUUUGAGAAGUAUAGUGUGUGGUUUCACAGAUUUCCAUGAUGAGGCCUCUGUAUAACUUAAUUUUUAGCUGGGGGCGGCGGCAAAGCAAAUUCUCCUGUGAUCCCAACUCUUGGGUACCAGAACCAUGAGUUCAAGGCUGUAUGGGUUGCAUACGUAAAACUGCUUGAGAUUUCUCAUUUUCAUUUAAGUCCUCUUUUUCAAAAACUUUCCCCCCCAACUGCUGGUAGGUUUAGUUAACCAAAAACAAAAAAGCUUCAAUUUUUUUUUUAAAUUCUGGUAUGAAAUACAUUUAAAAAUUCAGGCCUAGUAAAAAGUACCCUGAUGGAAAUUAUUUUUCUAAUUUUGCAUUUGAGAAUUUGACAGUUUAAGAAGUCCUAAAAAAUUAACUAUUUAUGUCUGGGUGUGGUGGCACAUGCUUUGUGCCCUAGACUUCUUGAGAGGCAGAGGCAUGCAGAUUUGUGACUUCAAGCCCAUCCUGGUCUACAUAGCAAGUUCCAUGCCAGCCAAGGCUCCACAGACCUCGUGGGAGCAUCCGCCUUCCCAGUAAUUUUUGUGAGAUCUCAUUUAGCGCAUGCAGAAUUACGACAACUCAUGGAUCCUCUAAUAAGCUUUUAAAUAAUCCAGUCGUUUUUUCUGAGCCUCUGCCUGACUGUUAGUAGGAAACUUGGUUGUCAGCAUGUUGGAAUUGAUCACAGAAAGGUUUGACUCCAAAUAUAGAAUGUAGACAUGUAAGGCCCGCUGAUACUAACCAGUGCCCCAAGUUUGUGUGGUUUACUUAAAACACGUCACCUUCAAAAAUCUGUAAAUGUUUGGAAUCUUGAGCAGUUGCUUUUGAGAAGUAUAACCGAUAAAAUGAGAUUAAAGCACUUGUUUUUGAAAUUUUUUAUAUUCCUGAUUGGUGGCAUUUAACACUAUGCAAAAAUCUAUCUAUCUGCAGGAAGGAACUGCCAUCAGGCUUUGCUCGUUAUGCACUACAAAUGCAGCCCAUUAUUUUACUGGUUAGGCUGAUGAAAAUGUGAAAAGCAGAGCUUGACUGUAACUGUAUCAGGAUAGCAAGUAAGACGUUCUUGAAAUCCAGUGUAGCAACACCAGAAAUGAAGUUUGGUGGUAUGAGAAUUUAAGAUGAAUUCGGGCAGAGAAUAGUAGAGUCUGGUAUAUUGUAUACAUAGAUGGAACCAGUGUUUAGAUAGGAAAAAGGAAAAGGAAGGUGUCUGUUUACAGAUUAUUUUAUGGACUUUGACAAAAUGAUUCUGUAUUAAUCACUUUUUCUAGUUCCAAGGAGUUGACGUUUAAGAGCUGCAUUUCCAUCCUUCAGUCCCUGUUGAAGUAAAUGCAUACAUACCCAUCAGCCUGUUGGUGUCACCACUGUUGCGUAGCCUUUUCUCAAGCACGACUUCCAGUGUCUGCACAUACUAUGACACUGUUUGCACUGUUGAAAUGCACAGUACAAAUCCACUGCGUCAGGUAGGGGAAUGAUGGUGUCUCCCUUGCCUGUCAUGUUCUGUUACUGCUUUCUUAUACUGCUAGGACCUCAGAAGCCUGCAAUCACCACUGCAAGGUGUCAUGAUUGUGUCACCUUUGGCUGGGUUGGUCCACCACGCUGCUGUCUGAUCAGGGGUGGCACAGGUUUGUUUGGUUCAGAGGCAAGGGGAUCCAGUCCUUGACCGUGCUGUUACUCUGAUCAUGUCUGCUUUCUGUCACCUACUUUUUACAGGCAUCAUAAUAAAAGCUAGACAAUUUCUUUGGGAGAAAGAGAAUUAUUUAAUGUAAUUUAAAGACUUUUCCAAUAGAAAAUGAAAUAUUGAAAAUAUCUAUUUUUUAGCUUUCAGCAAUUGAUGGUGCUUUGUUGUGGUGUGUGCUGCUGGAAGUUACUGCCAUUAUAGGGAUUUUCAUUAACCUCACUGGAAAAGAACCUUGCUUGUUAGCUUCUUUAGAUCUCUAUAAACAGUUUGUUAGUGAUGGUAAAUUCUGUAGGAGGGUCUAUUCUGAGCCAUUAACUUCCUGUAAGGGGAAAAUGGGUUGGUUACCAGAAACACCAUUGAAGCAGGGUGGGCUAUGGGUGGAGGGUUGGGUGUUUGUCUUGAGAAUUAAAAACUACGAAACACUUUUGUAUACAACUGAAUUUUUAAAAAAAAUAAACACAUUUUUAAAGA